AAAUAGAAACGUCCCCAAAGUCCAAACAAUCAUUUAUUUUCUUUCCGUGUUUGUUAUUUAUUCAACAGUUUCUUUAUUUUUUUUAUAAUGACGAUCACUCAGUUCAGUUCAGAAUUCAUAGGGAAGUUGCAACUAAGUCCAAGAAACUUGCAGGCUUCGUGAAGUGGACAAAACAAAGCCAGAUUCUAUACCUUUUUGUAUUUCACAUGCUAUUGUUCAUUUUAAAUUUUUGUGGACAGUAGCUUCAUAAAGGAGUUUGAAAGAUCAUUAUUUCAAACCCGAGUCACAGGUUGUCCUCAAAACUUCUCAUCCAGUUAGUUUCAGAGUUUCAAUCUAGAGUCACCAGAGAUAAACAGCAACAUGUGUAUUAUUAAUCAGGAAGCUAUCAAGCAGUUGCAGUCCCUUAUGGAAAACUUGGAUGAGCAACAGAAGAACACAUUCCAGAUUAUGCACCGGGGCUAUCCAACAGAAACAUUAGUACGGUUUCUCAAAGCAAGGGAUGGGAAUGUUGUCAAAGCACAUAAAAUGUUAAUUGAUUGUUUACAAUGGAGAGUGGAAAAUGAGAUUGAUAAUGUUUUAUCGAAGCCUAUACCCCCUGAUUUGUACAGACGUUUGCGAGAUUCUCAACUUGUAGGAAUGUCGGGUUUCUCAAAGGAGGGCCUACCUGUCAUUGCUGUUGGUGUUGGGCUCAGCACAUUUGAUGAAGUGUUUGACAAAUAUUAUGUACAGUCGCACAUCCAAAUGAACGAAUAUCGGGAUCGAGUGAUGUUGCCAACAGCUACAAAGAAUCAUGGACGACACAUUGACACUUGUGUGAAAGUCUUGGAUAUGACUGGUUUAAAACUCUCGGCACUGAGCCAGUUGAAGCUUUUGACAGCUAUAUCUACAAUAGAUGACUUGAACUAUCCAGAAAAGACAGACGCAUAUUACAUCGUUAAUGUUCCAUAUGUAUUCUCAGCGUGUUGGAAGGUUGUAAAGCCUCUUUUGCAAGAAAGAACAAGGAGGAAAGUUCACGUACUGAAAGGUUGUGGCAUGGAGGAAUUACUGAAGGUAAUGGACUAUGCAUCCCUCCCUCAUUUUUGCAGAAAGAAGGAUUCGAGGGUGCCCCGACAUCAUGUAGCUGGAAAUACUGAAAAUUGUUUCUCCUUUGAUCAUGUCUUCCAUAAACAAAUCUAUAAUUACAUCACGCAGCAAGCUAUAUUCAUAGAGUCCUUAUUACCAAUCAGACAGGAUUCUUUCCAUGUAGACUUGCCAGACCCAGACCCAGAUGAUGCCAAAAUUGCCAAGACUAUAGAAACUGAGUUCCACAAAAUUAUUAUUAUAGAUUAAAUAACAAAAUGAAAUAUGAUAAAAAAAAAAACUUGCGAGCAUUGGAUUAUGUCUGCAGUGCCCUGCAGUUACUUUCAAACUGCAGGGAAUUCUGGUCCUAUCGAGUUACUUGUUCUUUGCAGUUGUUAUAUUCAGUUAUUGGAUGCAAUGUAAUAUACAGUGAUUACAUCAAGUUGCCACAACCUUCUGGGUGAAUAACUUCUAAUCUAAUUUUUAUAACCCCUGGGACGAUGAGCAAGUAAAUUCGUUCAGUCUUGGAAGAAUGACAUCAAGUUACAGUUUUUUUUUCCGGACAAUUAAUGGUAUGGUAUUUAUACAAAAAUGUAGAACUACAGUGUUCAGAACCGUGUCUGCCAGACAGUAUUAUGCAUGGAACUAACAAUAGAACAGUUGGAGAAAAUA
Glycine soja is the source of this 1731-nucleotide messenger RNA. RefSeq names its product SEC14 cytosolic factor-like. The coding region runs from base 361 to 1329 and encodes 322 amino acids. Lineage: Eukaryota; Viridiplantae; Streptophyta; Magnoliopsida; Fabales; Fabaceae. The transcript is spliced from 11 exons. The record is from RefSeq and is a predicted model, not a curated record.